This is a messenger RNA of Acaulospora colombiana, 312 nucleotides long. NCBI's taxonomy places the organism in Eukaryota, Fungi, Glomeromycota, Glomeromycetes, Diversisporales, Acaulosporaceae. The record is from the annotation of a GenBank genome assembly.
AUGUCCUCGGACCUUGCUAUCAGAACUCCAAUUAAAACCGAUAAUGGAUAUAGAACCGCCAAGGUGAAGUCAUUGGAAGCCAAAAUCAUUUUAACUCACCCAGGCACUCAUAGUUACGAGGUACAUAAAUCAGUAUUCCAAAUCACAAAUCAACGUAACGGUGAUGGAAGUCAUAUCGCACGCAAUUAUGGGAGACGAGUGUUACCCCCACCUAGAAAGAGAUCGACCGCUGUUCAUAUGAUAACCGCUCCACCAACACGUAAAGAGUUCGUAGCUUCCGAUUUCGAACAAUAUACGUUUAACGAUACGUAA